CUCCCUCUACCGCCUCUACACAGCCGAGCCAGCUGCAGACCGCUCUGCCUAGUCUCUCGAGCUCCUUCUAUCUGCUCGUCUAGCGUGUGCUCGACUUCGAAGCGUGCUCUAUCGUCAUGGUCAUCCGCCGCGUCCUGCUCGACGCGUUCGGCACCGUCUUCUCUCCUCGCGAGCCGGUCUUCCAACAAUAUACAUCGGUCGCGCGCUCGUUCGGCUUGCAGGUGGACGAGGGCCGCGUCAAGGACGGUUUCAAGCAUGCCUUCAAGAACUGGGCCAAGUUGCAUCCGCUGUACGGCAAGCGCAGCACGCCGCCGCUGGAUGCCGCGCAAUGGUGGACCGGCGUCAUCGACGAGACGUUCCGCCGAGCUGGCGUCCCCGAUUCAGACUUUAAGCCGGUCAGCGCAUCCCUCUGCGACGCGCUCGUGCACCGCUUCUGGGGCAAGGACGGCUACGCCCUGCACGACGACGUCCACCCUCUGCUUCAGUCGCUCCACGCUCUCGGCCUUCCUCCGCCCGUCAUCGUCAGCAACACCGACCCGUCGGUAUCGCGCAUCUUGCGCGCUCUCGGCAUUCUCGAGGGUCAGACGGACCCGCUCGACGCCGGAAUCCGCGAGCGCGAGGUGUGGACGACGUGGGAGCUCGAGCAGGAGAAGGGCAGUACAGCAUUCUGGGAGGAGGUCCUCGUGCGGCUGAGGGCGACGGCGAGGGAGCGAGGAGAAGACGAGCUCAGGGCGGACGAGGUGCUUGUUGUCGGGGACGAGGCGGUCUCAGACUACGAGGCUCCUCGGCGCGUCGGCAUGCAGAGUCUGCUUCUGCGCCGCAUGCCCGUCGGCGAGCACGCGCGCGCGAGCUACUCGGACGACGAGAGCGCCAUCGCCAAGGCCGACACGGUCGCCAACCUGCUCGAGGUCAUCAAGUUUGUCGAGCAGUCGACUGGCGCCUGAGGAGGACGGCGCGAGCUUGCUCGAGAGCGAUCGGCAAAACGAGCUGUCGUCGACGGCAAGAAGAACCUCGAGAAGUUCCCGAGCGCGUUCGAUAGCCUCACCCUGCCUUUGUUCGGCUUCAGCGACUCUGUCGCGGUCGCCAAGCAGAAGUACAUCGAGCUCAAGGUCGCGUCCCGCACACCUGCGAUGGACUUUCGCCAGCUGCUCAACCCGAGCGGCGACCCGCAGCGCGUGACGUUCGACACGUCGCUGCCUCCUCGAACCUCGGCGGCGAUGCGCCUCGACUCGCUCCUGUCGGGCCCCGAGGCCAGCGCCCCCGUGCCAGCCUUCGCCAACAACAUGUACACGGCCUCCCCUCAUGCAGGCGGGUUCGCCCCCUCUGCGUUCGAGCUCUCGCCCGCCGUCCCUCCUCCACCUCCCCCCGCCUUCGACCCGUACGCCUUCCUCGACCCCGCGCUGCUCGCCGCCCAGGUGCGCGACGCCAUGGGCAACGCGCCGGCCGCCGCACGAGGUGCAUCGCCGGUCUCGACGACGUCGCUCGUCGCCGACUCGGACGACGACUCGCGGCGCAAGGGAGCAGGCGAGCAGGGCGCGCAGCAGGCGGUCCAGGUGGACGAGGACGGAGACGUCGACAUCAUGGGCAUGGGCGAGGGGGACGAGACCAUGACUGUCGCGGCGCUCAAGGCUCAACGCCCCCCGUCAGUCACGCCCAAACCUCGUUCAAAGCCGUCGUCGACCAAGCCGAGGCCUCGCCCUCUUCACCUCUCUUCCACCGUCACCUCACCCGCCCCAUCCCCUGGCCCGUCCGGUCUCUCGCACGAGCUCCUGUACGACGACUCGACCCUCGGCACCCUCACCGAGUCGUCCGCCGUCCCGACUGCCCCGCCAAUGUCGCCCUCCUCCUACGUCCACCCGCGCCUGAACCCCUCCCACCCUCGCCCUUCUCUCCCGCCCGCCUUCGAGGCGUACCGCCCGCCACGACGCGCCACGUUCGCGGCCGAUCCCGACGACACCGACUCGGAGGAGGACGAGGACGCGCGGCGCCAGGCGAGGUCGAGGAGGGCUCAGGAGGCGGCGAGGAAGGGCAAGAACCGGGCCAACCGGGCCAAGGACGACGACGAGGAGGUCGACGACCGCCUCUACUGCAUCUGCAAAGAACUGUACGACCCAGAGCGCAUGAUGAUCGCCUGCGACAGCUGCGAGGAGUGGUACCACAUCGACUGCGUCAACAUCGACGACGAGGCCGUCUCGCUCGUCGACCUGUUCUUCUGCCCGAGAUGCUCUGCAGUGUCGCACACGAACCGCACGACCUGGAAACGAGCCUGCGCUCGCCCAACCUGUCGCUCGCCCGCCGCACCCCUGUCGAAGUACUGCACCGACUAUUGCGGAAUCGCCGUCGCCGCCGCUCGCCUGUCGCUCCUCGAGACCGAGCGCGGCAUCGACCCGUCCACCUUCUGGGACCGAGUCGCCGGCGCGCAGCGCCGCGAGGCCGAGGUCGUCGAGAUGAGCGGUGCGGCCGAUGAGGUCGACGUGCCGGCCGUCGAGGACCUUCCUGCGCCCGAGCGCGCCGCUCGCGAGGCCGAGGCCCGUGCGCGAGCCUGGGCGCGGCAAGACGCCGCCGCGGCGACGCUGCGCGCCGAGCUCGUCAAGCAGCUGCACGCCAACGACGCUCGGCGUGCGAGCCUACGCGACAAGCGCCGCCUCGUGCAGCUGCGCAAGACGUACCUCGGGAUCGCCGUGCGUCGGUGGGAGGCCCUGUGCGUCGCGACGGCCGCCGAGCUCAAGCGCGAGGGCAUCGACGUCGGCGGCGUCGACGAGGAGGAGGUCGUCAGCGAGCGCAAGAGCGGCGGGCGGCGCAAGGGCAAGGGCGGCGCCAAGAAGAAGGGCCCGCAGGCGCCGACGAGCCUCCCGACGGCGCAGUGCGGGCUCGACGUCCGCCUCGUGCUCGACGAGGCGGCGUGGCGCGCGUGGGUCGAGGGCGAGGGGCGCGACAUGCUCGACGUCGAGCAGAGGGGCGACACGGAGGGUGCGACGGCGCGCGCGCUCGACAACCUCGAGGGCGUGUGUCUCGAGACGAGGAAGCGGUGCGACCGCCACGCUGGGUGGCAGAAGCUGCGGGACCUCGACUUCAAGCUCGAGGAGGCUGUCCUGGACCGUCGCGUGCAGCACUUUGACGCCCUCGGCACGACCCUCACGUCUCGGCUCGCCCAGCACGACCAGUCGGUCGCGUUCCAGCUCGCGCACCGCGCGCGCACCUGCGACCCGGACGUGCUCGUGCCCGUCGACGACUUUUUCGCCGACCAGGAGGAGGCGCGCGACGAGCGGCAGGCGCAGGCGGCCGACGAGCGGCGGCGCGCGCGCAGCCCGUCGCUGCGAGCGGGCGUCGACGCGGCCGAGGCGAGCAAGGUCGGCGACGGGGUCGAGGUGCCGGACGAGGUGCUGCAGUACCUGUCGCGGGCUCAGCUGCGCGAGCUCAAGCGGCAAGGGAGGGCGUAGAGCGAGGUGCUGCAUUGCCGUGCGUGCGCUCGUUGCAGGUUG
Rhodotorula graminis WP1 is the source of this 3482-nucleotide messenger RNA. RefSeq lists its product as uncharacterized. Gene Ontology annotation, biological process: positive regulation of DNA-templated transcription. Lineage: Eukaryota; Fungi; Basidiomycota; Microbotryomycetes; Sporidiobolales; Sporidiobolaceae. The transcript is spliced from 14 exons. Gene Ontology annotation, cellular component: Set1C/COMPASS complex. Bases 1131 to 3440 code for a protein of 769 amino acids. The record is from RefSeq and is a predicted model, not a curated record.